ACUUUUAGUUGUGAUCAAAAUUUUCGAGUGAUAAAAAGUUGACAGCUCUGCCGUCACCACCAUAUUCCAAACAAGCAGCAGCUUAUAACAGCGGACAGCCCAACCACAGACUCAUCGAAAGGAACAUCGAGCGAUCACUUGCGAAUUGCGGCUCAGUCUGCAUCUUCUCUCGAUUUAUCUGUCGUUGAUCCCAGCAUAAUUCGUGAUUCUGAUUUUUCUUUGAAAUUUACUAGUCUGAUUCGACUGUAAACCAGUUUCGCUGCUUCGAUCUGUGAUUCUAAACCUUCAAUGGUGAAUGAGAUCGAGGAGAAAAUAUUAUUUUGAAAGAAGACUGGCAAUUUUUGAUUAAAAAUUGAGGAAAUGUUGUCGAAUCAUUUCCAAAACGGUAUGGAAACUGCGAAAUUGGUGUGGUCUCGAUUGCCAAAUUCAGAAGAUGGAGAAUUAGAUGAGGUUGGAAUUUCAAAAAAGAAUGAUUCUAGUGGUGUCGAAAGCCUUGAUUAUGAAGUUAUUGAAAACUAUGCUUACCGAGAAGAACAGGAAAAGAGAGGGAGCCUGUUUGUUUGUUAUCAAGUGUCCUUGAAGUGGUUCCUCGCGCUGAUGAUUGGCAUUGGCACGGGGCUUGCUGCUAUAUUCAUAAAUAUCUCAGUGGAGAACUUUGCCGGAUGGAAGUUCGCAUUGACUUUUUCAAUAAUUCAGAAAUCAUAUUUUGCUGGGCUAUUGAUUUAUGUGUUAUUCAACUUGGCACUAGUUUUUUCUUCUGUGUAUAUAGUUACCCAUUUUGCACCAGCUGCAGCUGGAUCUGGUAUUCCAGAAAUAAAGGGUUAUUUGAAUGGAAUUGAUGUUCACGGCAUACUUUUAUUUAGAACUUUAAUUGGGAAGAUCUUUGGAAGCAUUGGUUCUGUAGGUGGUGGGUUAGCUCUUGGUAAAGAAGGACCACUUGUUCAUAUUGGUGCUUGUAUAGCUUCACUCCUGGGACAAGGUGGAUCUACCAAGUAUCAUUUAAGUUCAAGGUGGCUUCAAGGAUUUAAUAGUGAUCGAGAUCGCCGUGAUCUAGUAACCUGUGGAUGUGCAGCUGGAGUUGCGGCUGCUUUUAGAGCUCCUGUUGGUGGUGUCUUAUUUGCACUUGAGGAGGUUACAUCAUGGUGGAGAAGUCAGCUUAUGUGGCGUGUCUUUUUCACUUCUGCCGUUGUUGCUGUGGUUGUACGUAGUGCAAUGGCAUGGUGUAGGAGUGGAAAAUGUGGACAUUUUGGUGCUGGUGGCUUCAUAAUAUGGGAUAUAUCAGAUGGUCAAGAGGAUUACUCAUUUGCGGAGUUAUUACCAAUGGCAAUUAUUGGCGUGAUUGGUGGUCUUCUUGGGGCGUUGUUCAAUCAACUCACAAGGUAUAUUACUUAUUGGCGUCGCAAUUAUUUACACAAGAAAGGGGCUCGAGUUAAAAUUAUUGAAGUUUGUAUUAUUUCUAUAAUUACCUCGGCUAUUUCUUUUGGAUUACCACUCUUAAGGAAAUGUAGCCCCUGUCCUGCAUCAGAAGUUGAAUGUCCUAAUCCCCCAGGAAUGUAUGGGAAUUAUGUCAAUUUCUACUGUCGCAAUGAGAAUGAAUACAACGAUCUAGCAACCAUUUUCUUCAACACUCAGGAUGAUGCUAUAAGAAAUUUAUUCAGUGCAAAAACAAUACACGAGUUUAGUGCACAAAGCUUAUUGACGUUCUUGAUUAUGUUCUACACUUUGGCGGUGGUUACGUUUGGAACAGCUGUCCCUGCUGGUCAAUUUGUACCUGGAAUCAUGAUAGGAUCAACUUAUGGUCGUCUGGUUGGCAUGUUUGUUGUUAACUUCUACAAAAAACCUAAUAUCGAGGAGGGCACAUAUGCUCUUCUGGGUGCUGCCUCUUUUUUAGGAGGUUCAAUGCGUGUGACAGUGUCCCUUUGUGUCAUUAUGGUUGAAAUCUCAAAUAAUUUGAAGUUUCUUCCACUUAUCAUGCUGGUUCUCCUUAUUUCAAAGGCUGUCGGUGAUGCAUUCAAUGAUGGGUUGUAUGAAGAGCAGGCUCGGCUUAAGGGUAUUCCUUUGCUAGAGUCAAGACCUAAAUACGAAAUGCGGCAGAUGACUGCAAAAGAGGGUUGUCGGACUCGAAAGGUUGUCAGUCUUCCUCGUAUUGUCAAAGUUUCAGAUGUGGUUUCCAUUCUGAGAAGUAACAAGCACAAUGGCUUUCCUGUUAUAGAUCACACAAGGAGUGGAGAGACACUAGUUAUAGGACUGAUGCUUCGGAGUCAUUUAAUGGUGCUUCUUCAGUCCAAAUUGGAUUUCCAACAUAGCUCUUUACCUAAUGAUUCAAGAAGCGGUUCCCUCCCAAUAAGGCACAACAACAGUGAAUUCAUCAAACCGGUUUCGAGUAAAGGGCUUAGCUUUAAUGAUGUUCACCUGAGUGAGGAUGACUUAGAGAUGUACAUAGAUCUUGCUCCCUUUCUAAACCCAUCACCAUAUAUAGUUCCAGAAGACAUGUCUUUGACCAAGGUGUACAAUCUAUUCCGCAACCUAGGAUUAAGGCAUAUAUUAGUUGUCCCUCGGCCUUCUCGUGUUUUAGGUUUAAUCACGCGAAAGGAUUUGUUAAUUGAGGAUGAUGAUGAUCAUGAGACAGAACUUCAAUCGACUAGUGUAAGAGCUCAACACCGUAAUGGGCGUUCAGGAUCUGGAAGUGUAGAUGUGGAGCAGCCUCUUUUAAAUGGUCUUCUGGCGCAAAAUAAUUUAUAGCACUAACAUUGAUUAGAUUUUAGUAUUUCGUGAAGCUGGAAUUGUUAUUUGCAUCUCAAACAUUUUUGUGAAUUCCAUUUUUAUUUUUGUUCUCCUAUCCAAAUUUACAACUGCUUAAGAGGAUCCUGUAAAGCUCAUAGGGGCCUGUAUCACACGCAUUUAUGUUGUACAUUGUAUAAUUGUAUAGACAGAAAAGUCUGAUAGAAUGAAAUGAUAAAAUUAGUGCCUUCAAGAGCUUAGUAAACA
Amaranthus tricolor (Joseph's coat) is the source of this 2988-nucleotide messenger RNA. RefSeq names its product chloride channel protein CLC-d. Gene Ontology annotation, molecular function: voltage-gated chloride channel activity. The coding region runs from base 361 to 2742 and encodes 793 amino acids. Gene Ontology annotation, cellular component: intracellular membrane-bounded organelle; membrane. Lineage: Eukaryota; Viridiplantae; Streptophyta; Magnoliopsida; Caryophyllales; Amaranthaceae. The transcript is spliced from 23 exons. Gene Ontology annotation, biological process: chloride transport; transmembrane transport. The record is from RefSeq and is a predicted model, not a curated record.